This is a messenger RNA of Diachasma alloeum, 1051 nucleotides long. RefSeq names its product tRNA pseudouridine synthase-like 1. The transcript is spliced from 4 exons. Gene Ontology annotation, molecular function: pseudouridine synthase activity; RNA binding. Bases 99 to 1040 code for a protein of 313 amino acids. Lineage: Eukaryota; Metazoa; Arthropoda; Insecta; Hymenoptera; Braconidae. Gene Ontology annotation, biological process: tRNA pseudouridine synthesis. The record is from RefSeq and is a predicted model, not a curated record.
CACGUGUGACGAUCGAAUUCACAAAAUACUCCAGUCCAAUUUUUUAAUUUUUUCAAUUUGAAGACUUGAUUUAUGUUUAAUGUUGUGAAUAACAAAUUAUGGUUCGGUACUUGAUAUAUUUGGCGUACAUAGGCAGCCGCUACAGGGGUGCAGCUAAACAAAUUGGAUGCGAGAGGCUUAUGGACAUUGACACCAUCCAAGGGGCUUUGGAAACGUGUUUGUAUACGACUGUCAUGCCUAGGAGUAUUAUAAAACCAGUGAUAUAUACAUCAAGCAGAACUGACGCUGGGGUUCACGCCCUCUGUACCACUGUUCACGUGGACCUCGAGCAUCCAGAAGGCAUCAUCUACGACACAGACCCAAUAAUCCGACGAUCUAAUUUGUAUUUCGCGAAGUGUGGCCACGAGAUUCGAUUGGCGAAGAUUUUACCUGUUACUGAUGAUUUUCACGCGAGGAAGUCAGCCAAGUCUAGGGAAUAUUUUUAUCGUUUUGGGGUUGCCAAGAAGAAUACGGAGCAUAGGAUACCAAUUGCUGAAUUGGGGAGGUCCUGGCAUGUUCGGGGGGAGGAUAUCGACAUAGAUGCCUUGAGACGAGCAAUUCCCCUAUUUCUGGGUAAAAAAAACUUCGAGACAUUCGCAGCGAAGAACCGCACGAACCGCGAGAUAAACUACGUCAGGUCGCUAUCAUCCCUGAGCCUCGAGGAGGUCCCCUCCCUCAUGCCCCUCGAUCCCCUGUCUGAGGGAUUCACUUUCUGGCAGAUAAACGUGGCAGCCAGAGCGUUUCUCUACAACCAAGUUCGGAGGAUCGUCGGCUCCCUCAUUGGAAUAGCCUCUGGGACCCUCACGGAACGAGAGGUAAAGUUCAUGCUGCAGGUGCCCAACAAUCAGAACUGGCUGUCUUCGAUUCAGAUAGCACCCCCUCAGGGACUCUAUCUCAAAUCCGUUAAUUAUGACGAGGAGGAGAUGCAGAAUAAGUACCUUAUUCAUCAUGAAGGGACUCCAGAGGAGCCCAAGAAGAAGAUGCUGUCUGCAAUAAUGUGAAUGGUGAUUUU